Molecule: messenger RNA, 1157 nt
Organism: Cydia strobilella
Lineage: Eukaryota; Metazoa; Arthropoda; Insecta; Lepidoptera; Tortricidae
Exons: 1
Source: RefSeq, a predicted model, not a curated record
UUUAUCUGCUAUCUCAUUUCAGAUUCCCGAGAGAUUUUGACGAAGAAACCCUACAAAUACUCUCAAGCCAAUAAACAUACUAAACAGGUAAACUCAUGUAAAAAUUUCGGCAGUGAAUCGAGUGAACCUACAGUUGCUAAAGUCAUUCAGUAUCCUUCUAAGCAGGAGAUAUCUACAUCAUCUUCGUACAGCGGGUCAGGGGAGUACUACAAGAGGUACGAUUACGAUACUGUGCCGGUUAAAGAUACGCUAACUAGUGAAACCUCAACGGACUCGAGGGCGGAAAGGAUAUCCCUCACCGAAUCAUAUCUUAACAACAUUGAAAGAAACAUGUCCGAGGAAUUGCAAACGGACUCCUCGACGAACACACUAGAUUCGGGUAUUAAAUUCUUCAAAGUUACUGUCGAAGAGAUUUUUAGCAAAUUCUAUGAAAAUAUGCAUGACUUCGACUUGUACAAGAAGAAAUUCCACGAUAUAUUGAGCAAGGAACAAGGGGAAUGUGUGGAGGAAAUGGAAGAUUUUAUAAAAGACAUAAUUCGUCAUAUAAUGUCAUCUGAAUCUUCUGAUUUAAAUGCAGAAUUUCAGGUUAAAGAUAAAGUAUCUGAGAAUUCUGACAGCAUUUCAAAGCUAGAAGAUAUACCAUCAGUAAUGGAAGCGUUUAAAAACGAAAACUACAAUUCAAUGGAGUCAGCAAGUGACGAGAAAGGCAGUGAAAAUAAACAAGAUUUGAAGUACAAAGUGAACACCGCUGAAACACUGAACAUCUAUUUAAUGUCCAAGAACCCAUACCUCAAAAUCAAGAUGAACAAUAACAACAGUAAUUUGUCUGAAAUUCAAAUCAUGGAGCGAUGUAACUCAUAUAAUCAAGGCGUGAGUAAGCUCGUAGCUUCAGCGGAUGAUUUCAAGAUGCUCACUGCUAAAAAGAUGGAGUUGGCCAUGUUGGAGACGCUUAAAGAUGGCCCUGAGUUCGCGGAUCGUGAGAUACCUGUCAAAAUCUCCUUUGCUAAAAAAAACAUUCACUCCGACGACGAAAUCCAUCGCGAAUCAAGUAGGAGCGAGAAAUCUUUCCUAGGAUGCCUCUGCAGCUACUUGUGCAAGAAACUACGUAAAGCUACUAACUUGGGUUAUUAAUUUCAUUAAUAAAGCUCCUGCAACAA